AACCAUGAAAUAAUGCAAUGUGACAAAGCAAAAGUACCGUUUUCUUCUUAGCAGCAGCUAUGGGAGCUUCGACACCACGUUUUGGAGCCUACAGAUUCAAAACAACACAUUUUUUAGGUUAGAUUGAUUUCAGUAACGAAGAAGAGAGAGAGAGAGAGAGAUCGAAGAAGAGGAAGCAAUGGUUCUACCAUUUUUGCAGCUGUAUUUUCUUGGGCUCCUUUUGCUCGACUAAGGAGAAAACCCCAGCUUGGUAGUAUAAUAAUAUGGUUUUACAGAGGGCUGCUUUAAACUACGUCGUAUUCGAAGACUUUUUGGGCUCAAACCAACUAAAUGGUCCAAAAUUAAGCGAUCAAAUGGGUCCAGGCAAAACGAAGUCGUUUUGACAUUUUAAACUAUUUGGAAAGACAACCUGGGAAACCGGACGCCGGAUUCUUUCUUUCCUGCAAUUUGACGACCCUCUGCUUCAAGCAAGCACCCAACCCAACAUUCCACCGGCUAUGGACUACCGAAACGUCGUCGUAUGCGACAACGGCACCGGCUACGUCAAAUGUGGUUUCGCCGGAGAAAAUUUCCCGACAUCGGUGUUCCCAUGCGUGGUCGGGAGACCUAUGCUACGGUACGAGGAAUCUCUCGUGGAACAAGAGUUGAAGGAUAAUGUUGUUGGAGAAGCAUGUGCUGCUUUGAGACAUCAAUUGGAUAUAUCAUAUCCGGUUAACAAUGGAAUUGUGCAGAAUUGGGAUGAUAUGUGUCAUGUUUGGGAUCAUGCGUUUUUCAAUGAACUAAAGAUUAAUCCAACAGAAUGUAAGAUAUUACUUACUGAUCCGCCUCUUAAUCCCUCAAAAAACCGCGAAAAAAUGGUUGAGACCAUGUUUGAAAAAUACAACUUUUCUGGUGUCUUUAUUCAAAUCCAGGCUGUUUUAACUCUGUAUGCUCAAGGUCUGCUGACUGGAUUAGUUAUUGACUCUGGUGAUGGUGUCACUCAUGUGGUUCCUGUUGUUGAUGGCUAUUCAUUUCCUCAUCUUACCAAGCGGAUGAAUGUAGCGGGUCGGCACAUAACAUCCUAUCUUGUUGAUUUACUCUCCCGUAGAGGGUAUGCAAUGAAUAGAACUGCUGAUUUUGAGACUGUCAGGGAAAUCAAAGAGAAACUCUGCUACAUAAGUUAUGAUUACAAAAGAGAAUAUCAACUGGGACUUGAGACCACCAUCCUUGUUAAGAAUUAUACUCUGCCAGAUGGAAGGGUCAUUAAAGUAGGCACUGAAAGGUUCCAGGCCCCUGAGGCUCUUUUCACACCAGAACUUAUUGAUGUUGAAGGUGAUGGCAUGGCUGACAUGGUUUUCCGCUGCAUUCAGGAGAUGGAUAUCGAUAACCGCAUGAUGCUCUAUCAGCAUAUAGUUUUAAGUGGAGGGAGCACCAUGUACCCUGGAUUACCUAGUCGGCUGGAGAAGGAAAUACUAGAUCGAUAUCUUGAAGUGGUUCUAAAGGGAAAUAAAGAUGGGUUAAAGAAACUGCGAUUGCGGAUCGAGGACCCACCACGAAGAAAGCAUAUGGUGUAUCUUGGAGGUGCAGUUCUUGCUGGGAUUAUGAAGGAUGCACCUGAAUUUUGGAUCAGCAGGGAAGAUUAUUUGGAAGAAGGAAUUGCCUGUCUAAGCAAGUGUGGCCAGGCUUGACUUUUGACUGAUACUUGUCAAUUCUUGUUGAUUGUUUAGUGUUUCACACUGUGAUUGCAUUGUCCACAAGCAAGAUAAUUUGCCAAGAAAACGCACGAAAGUGUGUCCGAGCUACGAAGGACUUGGUUAUAGACAGAGGCAGCCCCUUGAGUGAUUCUCUCUUAUGUUAUUCGUAGCAGAAAAGCUUCCUUGUGCUAUACUUUUACCAAGCAAAAUGUAAAGCACAGAAUUUUGGCUUUGGUAUGUAUUCUCAUAGAAGUUGUUAUGCAAAUGUUUGUUUGAUUUACUUGAGGUAUGAAGCUCUGAGCUGUAUUGUAACUACUUAUUUGAAAUGAACGAACUCGUCAAUAUUUAGAAUAUGGCAUAUUGUAUGUUGAAAGAUACCUACGAGUAAUACUUUUUUCUUCAUGUGAUUUUAGGGUGAUAAUUAACCUUUUCAAUGAUCUCAUUUUUCGUUUUAAUUAACUUUGUCGAUGCUUUGAUAACUGGAUACAACUUCACUGAUA
This is a messenger RNA of Durio zibethinus, 2173 nucleotides long. Its product is annotated as actin-related protein 2-like. The record is from RefSeq and is a predicted model, not a curated record. NCBI's taxonomy places the organism in Eukaryota, Viridiplantae, Streptophyta, Magnoliopsida, Malvales, Malvaceae.